Molecule: messenger RNA, 622 nt
Organism: Pteropus alecto (black flying fox)
Lineage: Eukaryota; Metazoa; Chordata; Mammalia; Chiroptera; Pteropodidae
Gene: CHCHD10
Product: coiled-coil-helix-coiled-coil-helix domain containing 10
Exons: 4
Coding region: 1-429 (142 amino acids)
Biological process (GO): mitochondrion organization
Cellular component (GO): mitochondrion; nucleus
Source: RefSeq, a predicted model, not a curated record
AUGCCCCGGGGGAGCCGCAGCAUGGCCGCACGGCCAGCCAGCCGUACCACUGCGCCUUCUGCCCACCCGCCCGCGCACCCACCGCCCUCGGCCGCUGCCCCGGCCCCGGCUCCUUCUGGCCAGCCAGGCCUGAUGGCGCAGAUGGCGUCCACGGCCGCUGGGGUAGCCGUGGGCUCAGCUGUGGGACACGUCGUGGGCAGCGCCCUGACUGGAGCCCUCAGCGGGGGAAGCUCAGAGCCCGCCCAGCCUUCUGCUCAGCAGGCCCCAGCUCGUGCUGCCCCCCAGCCGCUGCAGUUGGGGCCCUGUGCCUAUGAGAUCAGGCAGUUCCUGGACUGCUCCACCACUCAGAGUGACCUGUCCUUGUGUGAAGGCUUCAGUGAGGCCCUGAAGCAGUGCAAGUACAACCAUGGUCUGAGCUCCCUGCCCUGAAGAGACCAGGGCAGACUGGAGCAUAUUUGUGGGCCAGCCCUGCUCUCACCUCCACUGCUUCACCAACAGCCAGACCAGGACAUUGACAUCAGAUUGUACCCAGGUAGCUGGGAUUGGUAGUGAGGAGGAGAUUUCUCACCCCACCGAUGACCCGAGACACAAACGUGCAAUUAAAAGUUUAUUUUAGACUAGA